CCCUCUUCCUGGUGGAUGCUGAUAUCUUGGCUCAGUUGUUUGUAUUUCUGGGUGGAGCUGUGUACCAUCUCAUUCUCUCCUUAUUUUCUUCUAGUAAAAUCUCUUUGUGGCUUGGAAGCUUCCCAGGUUCCUACAGAGGAAGCUCUUUCUGGGGCUGGUGAGCCCUGUGACAUCAUUGACAGCAGUGAUGAGAUUGAUGCUCAGGAGGAAAGCAUCCAUGAGAGAACCGUCUCCAGAAAAAAGAAGAGUAAAAGGCAUAAAGAAGACCUGGAUGGGGCUGGAGGAGAAGAGUAUCCCAUGGAUAUUUGGCUGUUGCUGGCCUCCUAUAUCCGUCCUGAGGACAUUGUGAAUUUUUCCCUGAUUUGUAAGAAUGCCUGGACUGUCACUUGCACUGCUGCCUUUUGGACCAGGUUGUACCGAAGGCACUACACGCUGGAUGCUUCUCUGCCUUUGCGCCUGCGACCAGAGUCAAUGGAGAAGCUGCGCUGUCUCCGGGCAUGUGUGAUCCGAUCUUUGUACCAUAUGUAUGAGCCAUUUGCUGCUCGAAUCUCCAAGAAUCCAGCCAUUCCAGAAAGCACUCCCAGCACAUUAAAGAAUUCCAAAUGCUUACUUUUCUGGUGCAGAAAGAUUGUUGGGAACAGACAGGAACCAAUGUGGGAAUUCAACUUCAAGUUCAAAAAACAGUCCCCUAGGUUAAAGAGCAAGUGUAUGGGAGGAUUGCAGCCUCCCAUUCAGUAUGAAGAUGUUCAUACCAACCCAGAUCAGGACUGCUGCCUAUUGCAGGUCACCACCCUCAACUUCAUCUUUAUUCCAAUUGUCAUGGGAAUGAUAUUUACUCUGUUUACUAUCAAUGUGAGCACGGACAUGAGGCAUCAUCGAGUGAGACUAGUAUUCCAAGAUUCUCCUGUCCAUGGUGGUCAGAAACUGCGUAGUGAACAGGGUGUACAAGUCAUCUUGGACCCAGUGCACAGUGUUCGACUCUUUGACUGGUGGCAUCCUCAGUAUCCAUUCUCCCUGAGAGCAUAGUUACUGCUUCCCAUCGCUUGGGUGCAUCCCUGAGUCUAGUCCAUUAGUAAUCAGAUACCAGUUUGAAAGGGGCAGCUGGAUUAUAUAUCUGAUUAGUAAUGCACAUGCUCUUCAGGCUCCUGGGGCUCUUGUUAGGGGAGGGAGAAAUGUUGAAUCAAGAGGAAAAACAACUAUGAUUUGUAAACAUAUUUUAAUGUAAAAAUUUGCAUUUGAAAGAAGUGGCUCUGGUUUCUGUGUUAAAACCCCAUUUGGUGCUAUUGAGUUUGUUUUUCUUUAUUCUUUUAUCCCAGAGAAAAUGGUUGAUCUUGCUCUAGGGAAAAAUUAAACUUUAAAAUCUCCAAACAAGGAUGUUUCAGCAUUCCCUUAUGGAUCAGAGGAACUUUAGAAGCCUGAAAUUGUUGCUACUAUUGCUUCCGAUUUAGCUGCCCCUCAAAUUCAAGUAUCUUCUUUCCACUCUACUCCAGAAAUAAAGCAGGUGACAGGGUUUUCAGAGUCUUA
This is a messenger RNA of Otolemur garnettii (small-eared galago), 1524 nucleotides long. RefSeq names its product transmembrane protein 183A (gene TMEM183A). The record is from RefSeq and is a predicted model, not a curated record. Lineage: Eukaryota; Metazoa; Chordata; Mammalia; Primates; Galagidae. Gene Ontology annotation, molecular function: protein binding. The coding region runs from base 16 to 1026 and encodes 336 amino acids. The transcript has 6 exons. Gene Ontology annotation, biological process: regulation of protein stability. Gene Ontology annotation, cellular component: SCF ubiquitin ligase complex.